Dovyalis caffra is the source of this 186-nucleotide messenger RNA. The record is from the annotation of a GenBank genome assembly. NCBI's taxonomy places the organism in Eukaryota, Viridiplantae, Streptophyta, Magnoliopsida, Malpighiales, Salicaceae.
AUGGAAUCGCGACAGUCGCAAAUAGUUUUGAUUCGCAUGUUGACUUCUGAAGCUGAUCACUACAAGCCAAAUAUAUACACAAUGAUGUCUCGAUAUCUUGGUUUCGAAGAAGCUACCUGUGUUGUUAUGUUAACGCGCUUAUGUUCCUUCUUUGAAGCUUGCCUUUGUGAAGCCAACUCAGCCUAA